This is a messenger RNA of Penicillium coprophilum, 918 nucleotides long. RefSeq lists its product as uncharacterized. The record is from RefSeq and is a predicted model, not a curated record. The transcript has a single exon. Bases 1 to 918 code for a protein of 305 amino acids. Lineage: Eukaryota; Fungi; Ascomycota; Eurotiomycetes; Eurotiales; Aspergillaceae.
AUGCCCAUCUCCGGCCCGGGAUAUCCCGGAGCGCCGCUUGAGGGUGAGCCCGUUUUCUUGAACCCGACUCCAGUUAUCGAGGCUCCAGCUCCAGCCCCGGCCGACCUUGGGUCCUUUGGCCCUAAAUCUGUCAGUCCUGCUUCUUACGGAGGUUUUCUAUACAGACCGCUGCCACUUUACUCCGUUAUGUUUGAUCCUUAUUUGCCCGGCUUUCAUCCGCCGGGCUUUCAUCCGCCGGGCUUUCAUCCGCCGGUCCCUCCAUAUGGCCCACCGAUCAUAGAUUCCCCGCUUCCGGCCUCUGAAUUCUUUGCUCCUGCGAGUCCUCUUAUGGCAUCCUCUUUUCCCGGCGAGCCUGGUGAUAUCCCGGAGAGCAAAUCCCGUGAAUGCCUUGUCGCGUAUCGCAAAUACAUGAACUGGCUUCACACGGUGUACUACUCGUCGAAUUCACCACACGCCUUUGUGCAUGCGUGGAAACAAGCCCUUCAAGAGAUGAGGGAGACCUUUGGGCACCCACAUAUUCCCACGAUCUUCGUCCUCAAUCAGUUCCUUGCUGCAGUUAGUGUGAAUCCUAACACAGUUCCAUGGAUUGAGUCCCUGAUGUUCGAGAAAGGUUCCCUUCCGGCAUCAAUACUGGAAGAAGCCUUUGAAGAUUUCCUGGAGUUUGAGGCACAUCGACUAGGAAACCAAAUUUCAAGUCUAGGUAGCCUAGAUACUGUCGUUGCCAAUAUGAAUCAGGUUGAAUGUUUUCCGAAGCAAUAUUGUCCUUUCCAUCAGCGUCUGACCAGGCAUCCCGUUGAUGAAUGUUUCCGAAACCCGCAGAACACGAAGCGUAAGAGAAAGUGGAGGCGGAAACAGGCCCGGAUGGCAGCAGCUCUUGAGGCCGAGAAAGAGAGACUCAGCAGUCUUCAGCUAGACUGA